AUGGAUGAUGCUAACAAGCCACUCAAGAUAUUGAUGACAUCAAUGAUCGAUUUUGGUCAUCUCAACUCGUGUCUAGGAAUUGGUUACCUUUUGGUUAAACGUGGUCAUCAAGUGUAUCUCGCUCAUUUCCCAAAGAACAAGUCAAUCAUUGAAAAACAAGGAAUAAAAUUCAUUUCACUUUAUGAUUAUGCCGAUGAAGGUGCACAGUUGAGUGAUGCCGUACCUCGAAGUUCAAGCAAUUUUAAGCCUCGUUUUGAGCGGUCAUUGAAAAUGGAUCCACUUGAGGCUCUCAAAGAACAGAUUGCAACUGGUUCCAUCAAUACUGGUUUUGUCAACAUCCUUGAAAGAUACAAAGCUGAAAAUGUUGUUAUGCACAAAAUUGUUGAUCAACUAAAGCCAGACAUUUGUCUCUGUGAUUACCUUUACCCUUUACCCUGGAUGUUCACAGUCGACUGUCCAGUUAUACCAGUCAAGUCAACCAAUCCAGUUGGUCUUUACCGUGGUCCACCAUCAAACUCGGGAUAUUCUGUUAAAGAUUCAACAGAGCUUUGGGACGAGUUUAAAGCUCUCAAUGAAAAAGUAAACCAACCAAUUUUGGAUAAGGUUAAUGAAAUUUUUCAACUAUUCAAUGUUCAAUUUAUCCACCGAGAUCAUGUUAAAUACUUUGGAAUCUACAUCUAUCCUGGCCCAUUGGAUUACCAUGAAUUGGCUCCACCAAAAGAGAAGUGGGUUCGACUUGAUUCAGCUUUACGAGAACAUGAUGCAACUGAGUUUGAGUUACCAGAGAAACUGAAAGAUAAACCAGGAAAAUUGAUUUACAUCUCAAUGGGAACUUUGAUCUCAGCUGUAACUGAGCUACUAACCAUGAUAUUGACUCCAUUGGCCAACUCACCUCAUCGUUUCAUCGUCUCAACAGGCCCUAAUGGUGAUUCGAUUAAGCUUCAUGAUAACAUGUGGGGAGACAAGUUUGUCGAUCAAGUUGCUCUUUUACCCAAAGUCGAUCUAUUCAUAACUCAUGGAGGAAGCAAUUCGCUGAUUGAAGGCUUAACCGCUGGUAAACCAUUGAUAGUCAUUCCUCAAUUCGGUGAUCAACCGGACAAUGCUCAACGAGUAGCUGAUCUUGGUUUAGGUGUGAGGUUAAACUUGCAUGAAUUUAGUGGUGAGAAGUUACUCAAAGCGAUAGAAGAUGUGCUCAACAAUAAAGAGAUUCAUUUAAAUGUCGCUAGAGUGAGUGAAGAGCUGAAAAAAUCUGGUUCAAAAGAAAAAGUUGUUACGCUUAUUGAAAAACUUGCUCGAAACAAAAGACUUUGA
This is a messenger RNA of Tetranychus urticae (two-spotted spider mite), 1311 nucleotides long. RefSeq lists its product as uncharacterized. Gene Ontology annotation, molecular function: UDP-glycosyltransferase activity. NCBI's taxonomy places the organism in Eukaryota, Metazoa, Arthropoda, Arachnida, Trombidiformes, Tetranychidae. The record is from RefSeq and is marked provisional.